Molecule: messenger RNA, 3737 nt
Organism: Hippocampus comes (tiger tail seahorse)
Lineage: Eukaryota; Metazoa; Chordata; Actinopteri; Syngnathiformes; Syngnathidae
Product: cadherin-2-like
Exons: 16
Coding region: 114-2876 (920 amino acids)
Biological process (GO): multicellular organism development; adherens junction organization; calcium-dependent cell-cell adhesion
Cellular component (GO): neuron projection; intercalated disc; plasma membrane
Molecular function (GO): calcium ion binding; cadherin binding; beta-catenin binding
Source: RefSeq, a predicted model, not a curated record
AGGAGGCGGUGGGCGCUCGGCGGGGGUCUGGCUAGUCAGCUGAGCGCAGAGGCUCACAGUUCAGGCGAGGCGGGCGGCUGGAGGGAUUCGAGAUCCCGAGAAACGAGCACGUCAUGCGGCCAGUGUGGAUCUGUUGGACGCUCAUGGCGGCCCCGUUGCAGGUGGCGGUCCUGGGCGGGCCGCCUUCGCCAUGCGUGAGAGGCUUCUCGCAGGAGGAAUACACGGUGGAGACGGAGCGAGAACUGGAACAGGGACAGGCCGUCGGCAACGUGAGCUUCCGGGACUGCGACGACGGCAGCGGCGGAGGGAAGGUGCGUCUCCAAGCUGACGACGCGUCCGAUUUCCACGUAAGCCAGGAUGGUGUGGUCUACACGCUGAAUCACACCGGACCAGGGGAGAAAACGGCGCUGAUCUACGCUCGAGACCCUCACACCAGACAGAUCUGGAAAACCAGAGUGCACCUUCUAGUCCAGCCCUACUCGGAGAGAAAUGGACGGGUGAAGCCCGGUGAUGCAACACUGACUCAGCGUGCAGCCGAGAUGAAGACGUUGUUUCCGUGGCGCAGCGGCGGCGGCGGCAGCCGCGCGGUCGUCAGGGGCGACGGUGCUCUGCGGCGAGUCAAGAGGGACUGGGUCAUUCCGCCCAUCAACGUACCCGAGAACUCGCGAGGACAGUUCCCCGAGGACCUUGUCAGAAUCCGAUCAGACCGGGACAAGAGCUGGAUGCUUCGCUACAGCGUAACGGGUCCCGGGGCCGACCAGCCGCCGACGGGCAUCUUCAUCAUCAAUCCCAUCUCGGGUCAGCUGUCCGUCACCAAGCCUCUUGACCGGGAGCACAUUCCCAACUUUCAUUUGCGCGCCCACGCUGUGGACCUGAACGGCAACCAGGUGGAGACACCCGUGGAGAUCCACAUCAACGUCAUCGACCAGAACGACAACCGGCCUGAGUUCAUGCACAACAUCUUCAAUGGCAGCGUGCCGGAGGGCUCCAAGCCGGGGACCUUUGUGAUGACUGUGAUGGCGGUGGACAAGGAUGAUCCCAAGACGGCCAAUGGGAUGCUGCGAUACAAGAUCCUGACUCAGAGUCCCCAAAGCCCGUCCUCCAACAUGUUCACCAUUAACAACAAGACUGGUGACAUCAUCUCCGUGGCAGCAGGCCUGGACCGCGAGAAAGUGUCUCAGUACACGUUGAUCAUCCAAGCCACCGACAUGGAAGGCAACCCCACUUACGGCCUUUCCAACACCGCCACCACCGUCGUCAGGAUCACCGACGUCAACGACAACCCGCCUGAAUUCACCACCGAUACGUUCUUCGGCGAGGUCCACGAGAACCUGGUGAACGUGAUCGUGACCAACCUGACGGUGACGGACAAGGACCAGCCGCACUCGACGGCCUGGAACGCCGUUUACCGCAUCGUCGGCGGAGACCCCGACGGGCGCUUCUCCAUCCCCACCGACCCCUCCACCAACGAGGGGCUCCUCACCGUGGUCAAGCCCAUCGACUUUGAGCUGACUCGCUCGUUCGUGCUGAACGUGGAGGCGGAAAACGAGGCCCCGCUGGCCCGCGGCAUCCAUCCGCCGCGCCAGUCCACCGCCACCGUCUCCAUCCGCAUCCUGGAUCUCAACGAGAGUCCCGAGUUCAGCCCCAAUCCCAAACCCAUCAAGUUGGACGAGGGCAUGCCCGCCGGCUCGAUGCUCACCACUUUCACGGCGCAGGACCCCGACCGCUUCAUGAGGCAGACCAUUCGGUACUCCAAGAUGUUCGACCCCGCCAACUGGCUGGAGAUCGACCCGGUCAACGGGCGCAUCUCCACCAUCGCCGUCCUGGACCGCGAAUCUCCGUACGUCAAGAACAACAUGUACAACAUCACCUUCAUGGCCGCUGACAACGGUGUGCCCCCCGCCAGUGGUACGGGCACCCUUCAGUUGUACCUGGUGGACAUCAACGACAACGCGCCGCACGUCUUCCCUCCGGAGGUGGAGAUGUGCGAGAGGCCCGAGGCUGGCGGCGGCAUCAUCAACAUCACCGCUGUCGACCCGGAUCUCGGUUCCAAUGCCGGGCCCUUCGCCUUCGAGCUGCCCACCCGCCCGCCCGACAUUCGACGCAACUGGACGCUCGGCCGACUCAGCGGUGAACACGCUCAGCUGCGUCUGCGCGCCGGCCCGCUGGCGCACGGCGUCUACGCCGUGUCCGUCGUCAUCACCGACUCGGGCAACCCGCCCAUGUCCAAGACGUCGUACCUGCGCGUCAAGGUGUGCCGCUGCGACCGCCACGGAGACUGCGUGGACGUGCAGCGCGUCAUGGCCGCCGGCUUGGGCAUGGGCGCCGUCAUCGGCAUCCUCAUCUGCAUCAUCGUGCUGCUCGUGUUGGUGCUGCUGUUGGGCGUGUGGAUGAAAAGGCGCGACAAAGAGCGGCAGGCCAAGCAGCUCCUCAUCGAUCCCGAGGACGACGUGCGUGACAACAUCCUCAAAUACGACGAGGAGGGCGGCGGCGAGGAGGACCAGGACUACGACCUGAGCCAGCUGCAGCAGCCCGACUCGGCGGCGGAGGGCGAGUGCGGCGCCAAGGUCGGCGUCAGACGUCUGGACGAGAGGCCGCUUCAUCACGACCACCGCUACCCGCUCAGGUCUGCCGCGCCGCACCCGGGAGACAUCGGCGACUUCAUCCACGAGGGGCUGAAGGCGGCGGACAACGACCCGACGGCGCCGCCGUACGACUCGCUGCUGGUGUUCGACUACGAGGGCGGCGGCUCGACGGCCGGCUCGCUCAGCAGCCUGCACUCGGCCUCCAGCUGCGCCGACCAGGACUACGACUACCUCGGCGACUGGGGUCCCAGGUUCCGGAAGCUGGCCGACCUCUACGGCGGCGACGACUGAGGGCGGUACCGACCGCGCCCGACCCGUGAAUCCGCCCCCGGCCCCUCGGGGCGCUUUUGAUUCGGGACGCGUGGUGGAGACGCGGACUUCCACUUGAAUCUCACACGAACACUGAGGUCAAACGUGCCUUUCUGUACAUUCUCCUUGACUUGCGCUGGCUCGGACUGGUCGAUUUGGAGCACCGGUAGGCAAAGUGUGGCCCGCGGGUCACAGGCGGUCCGCCGACUUUUUACGUUAUCGAGACUCUUGUGAUGAAUUCAGCCCGGUUUUCCUUCAAUUGAUUAUUUUUAUUUUAUUUGGUAAAUGGAUUUAUUGUAAAUAACUCAAUAAGCACUGACGAAACAUCGCAAAAUAUUCAAUUGAAUAAUUGGUCAAUGAAUCAUAUUUGUUGGUCACAGGAUGACAAGGUAACAAAUGAGAAUUACGCCCCCGACCCCCCAUUUUUAAUUUGUACUUUUUGAUUUCGAAUGGAUUUUUACUCAUUCCCAACACUUGACAUGGACACUGGAAUAAAUUAUAGUCAUAUUCUUAUUUAUUUUAUUAAAUGUUGUUAGUUAUAUUCAUAACAAAAAAAUACAAUUUUACGUUUCACGUUACCAAUCAAAAAAUUAGCGUCCAAUUGGAAAAUUGAUUCUAAAGUUCUAAAAUAUUAAAUGUAUGAAACAAGUACAAUUAAAGAAUGAUCAAAAGUAGAAAGAAUGUAUUCAUUCUGAAAAUUAUUUUACAUAUUUGACAUCCACAUUUCAGCAUUUUUAUUCAUUAAAUAAUGGUUCGUGAAUUAUCAAAAGUUCUUCAACAUUCUUUUGUCAACACUUUGAAGAAACGCAAGGAAUUUAUUUUUUUUUACUGAUUCACUUAAUU